AUGUGUGGCAUUCUUGUUCAUUACAGUGAAGUUGAAGCCGAUUCAGAUCGGUUUGUCGAAUUUCCGGAGCGCUGUGAGCCUCCCGAAGUACAGAAGCACUGCGAUGGGGCAUCGCAAGAGUUCCUGCGUUUAGUGCCAUAUAUUAUGGCAAGAGGCCCUGAUUACGCUUCCUACAGACUUGAAGCUGGCAUGGGACUCGCCUGGUUUUCAUCUGUGCUUUCACUAAGACAGCCUCUCACGCCUCAGAGCAUGGCGGUUGGGGACCGCUACAUACUGCAGUUCAACGGCGAGCUGUUUAACGAAGAUAUUCAGCACAACGACACACAAUAUAUUGCGGACCUGCUGGCAUCCUGGCCGGUGACUGCUGUUAUCCGGCAGAUGUACGGGGAGUUUGCAUAUACUAUAUUUGACCGGCAGGAUGGGCUUCUCUACUUCGGACGCGACAACGUAGGGAAGCGCAGUCUGUGUUAUCGGCUGGACGGCAGAGAGUUACAUGUGGCCAGCGUUAGCGGUAAGAGUCAGGGGUUUCUGAACUGCGAUGCUGGAGUCAUAUAUACCUUUGACGUACACCAAAAGACACUGCGCAUGGAAGAGCGCAUUUGCGCCUCUCCCUUCACAGUCAGUGCCCACUGCGAGAGCGCGGGCCUGGAGGGCGAUCUAGACACCCUCUACGAGAUACUACAGCGCUCUACGCGACAGAGUCUGGAAUCUAUUCAACCUCUGCAUAGUGAAAACGCCAAGCAUGCGAGUGUCCUGUUCUCCGGCGGCGUCGACUGCUCUGUGGUUGCCGCUCUUAUUUGUGAGCAAUGGAGCAGUCACAAAGAUGCCGUGCUGGAGCUGCUGAACGUAGCCUUUGAGAACCCGCGGACAGGUAAGAUGCCAGAGGACGCGCCAGACAGAAAACUGGCGAUUGAGUCUGCAGCCCAGCUACAAAAGCUGUUCCCUGAGAUGGAUAUUCGCCUGGUCGAGGUGGACGUACCGUACAACGAGUACUUGGAAGUGCGCCCAUCUGUGGUGGAUCUGAUAUACCCAAAGCAGACCGAAAUGGAUUUAUCAAUUGCCAUUGCCUUUUACUUCGCCGCCCGGGGGCGGGGGUUCAUACAUCGCGACAGGCACCGCGAACCAUACAACAGACGCGGCCUGGUGCUGUUCAGCGGCCUGGGUGCGGACGAGCUCUACGGCGGCUACCACAAAUUCGCCAACAAGUCGACGGAGGAAUUGGUGGUGGAACUGACACGCCAGAUUAACAACAUUCACGAUAGAAACUUGAAUCGCGAUGACAAAGUCCUCGCCUGCCACGGUGUGGAGGCUCGUUAUCCGUUCCUGGACGAGAAAGUCAUCAAGGCGUCCGUGGCUCUCCCCAUAUCGUACAAGAACGACAAAAUGAUCCUCCGGAAGCUCGCCCGUGAAAGGUUGCACCUAUCCGGCAUCAGCGAUAUGCCCAAGCGUGCAAUCCAGUUCGGCGCAAGGAGCGCCAAGAUGACAAAAGACAGCAGCAAGAACGGCACCGAUAUCAUCGUUCAGUAG
Eremothecium gossypii ATCC 10895 is the source of this 1527-nucleotide messenger RNA. Its product is annotated as putative asparagine synthase. Lineage: Eukaryota; Fungi; Ascomycota; Saccharomycetes; Saccharomycetales; Saccharomycetaceae. The coding region runs from base 1 to 1527 and encodes 508 amino acids. The transcript has a single exon. The record is from RefSeq and is marked provisional. Gene Ontology annotation, molecular function: asparagine synthase (glutamine-hydrolyzing) activity.